This is a messenger RNA of Bombina bombina (fire-bellied toad), 1265 nucleotides long. It is a transcript of the gene RPUSD4, whose product is annotated as RNA pseudouridine synthase D4. Gene Ontology annotation, molecular function: pseudouridine synthase activity; RNA binding. The record is from RefSeq and is a predicted model, not a curated record. NCBI's taxonomy places the organism in Eukaryota, Metazoa, Chordata, Amphibia, Anura, Bombinatoridae. Gene Ontology annotation, biological process: pseudouridine synthesis. The transcript is spliced from 7 exons. The coding region runs from base 86 to 1048 and encodes 320 amino acids.
CGAAAACUCCCAACCUACGUCACUUCCGGUGACUCUUCUAGCAGGUGCCACUAGUAAAGAUGGCGGCUACCAUUGCUUUGUAAAGAUGGCGGCGUCUGGUAUUUCACGUGCAGCCCGAGUGCUGGCAGAAAAGAUCCGAUCAGAGAAAACAUUUCCUAGAAAAGAGAGAACAGACAGAGAGAAGAAUCCUCCCCUUCAUGUGUCACUGCGAGGAUUAAAGAGUCGAAUUGUGAAGGAAAAGUCCGAUCUGGUCCUGAUAAACAAACCUACUGGAUUGUCUGUGCACGGUGGCCCUGAUGUACAAUACAGUGUAGCAUCUCUACUUCCAGCGCUCGCACAAAAACUGUUUGGGAGAGGUGCAGAGCCGCUGAGACUUUGCCAUAGAUUAGACAGAAACACCAGCGGAGCGCUAAUCCUGGCCCGGAGUGAGGAAGCCGCUCACCAUGUGCAGGAGCUCCUGCGAGAGCACAAAGCACAGAGGGUCUAUUGGGCUCUGUGCCUCGGGGUUCCUUCUCCUCUGGAGGGAAUUGUGGACAUUCCAAUAAUAGAGCGUGUGACCCCCGGACCACAGAAGCACUACAAGAUGACUCUUUGCCCUCGGUUCCGUGCCUCUUCAGAUGGCGCUCUACAGAGAAUGCAUGUGAGCCACUCUGCCCGGGAAGCAGUGACACAAUAUCGGGUUAUCGGAGAGUCCACCGGUGCCUCCCUGCUAGAGUUGCGACCAAUCACAGGAGUCAAGCAUCAACUAAGGGUCCAUCUCUCUCUCGCUCUGCAUUGUCCAAUUCUUGGAGAUCACAAAUAUUCUCACUGGGGCCGACUUGCUCCUCAGAAGCCCCCACCGUCUGUUCUUCAUGCACUGGGUCUCAAAUUACCUAAGGCUCGGUCUCUCUCACUGCAUCUUCAUGCUGCACAGAUCACAUUGCCAGCUUCACCAGGCCAUUCACCCAUCGUUCUGCAGUGCCCCCUACCACAUUAUUUUCUCAACUCCUUGCGUGACCUUCAUAUUCCACUACCUGACCUGCAGAACCUGGCCCCCUCAGAAGAGUGAUGCUACCCACACUUGAUUGCAGAGCCUGACGACUGAGAACUGAUGCUACCCCCUGCACCCCCACACUUUCCUGCAGAGUUUGACUCCAGGGGACUGAGAUCCACCUACCUCCUACCACACUUUCCUGCAGACCCCUUACCCCUGUACUCCCCACACUUGCCUGACAUUAACAAAGAAAACAAGGAUUAUAAUAAAAUAUUAACCUUUAUUUAGUAAA